Messenger RNA from Metopolophium dirhodum (rose-grain aphid), 912 nucleotides. RefSeq lists its product as uncharacterized. The transcript has 2 exons. Lineage: Eukaryota; Metazoa; Arthropoda; Insecta; Hemiptera; Aphididae. Bases 1 to 912 code for a protein of 303 amino acids. The record is from RefSeq and is a predicted model, not a curated record. Gene Ontology annotation, molecular function: catalytic activity.
AUGAGUGUGGCGGCGGAGAUUGGAGUCAUUCAAAUCAACUUGAAUAAUAGUUGGACGGCCCAGCAGCUACUCCUGCAAACGAUGGCUGAGCGCGGAUCGCGCAAUGCAGUCUUGUCCGAAUACAAUCGGCCGAUGGGUGACUCCGAUCACUGGGCAGAAAGCCUGGACAAAAAAUGCGCCAUGUUUGCACCAAACUCCUCGGACGUGACCUUUGCGGAACAAGGAGCGGGCGUAGGCUUCGUCUGGGUGUGGAUGGAAUACGACCAUUUCCUUGGCGGCUUGGAGCUUUCGAUCUCGUAUCAGCCAAGAGCACCAGUGAAUCUGGUGGUUGCAGGGGACUUCAAUUCUCAUUCCCCGGAAUGGGGCUCAGCUAGGUUGGAUACUAGAAGAUCUAUGCUGUCGGACUCCGCUACGCUGGGUCGAACAGUAUGCAAUGUAGGCUGUAGGCCUACCUUCAGCUGGGCUAAUGCAGCGUCAAUUAUUGAUGUCACGCUGGAACGCUUUCCCUCCCGUGGCUGUCAGCUUGUCACUGACUGGUCGGUACUCGAGGACAUCUUCUCCGCAAGUGACCAUUCGUACAUAGAAUAUCAUGUCUCACCGCGAUUAGCACAAGCAACCACGCGUCAGCCUACGAGAGCUAGGGCUCCGGGCUGGUCAAUUAAAAAAUUCAAUCCGGCUGCGGCCGACUUGUUCUUCGAAUUGUUUGGUCCGUCAAGACCACCAUCGACUGAAGCACUUGCAUCGGAGCACGCAGAGCGACUUGGGGCCCUACUCUCCGCCACGUGCGACGCUUCAAUGCCGCCCAGGUCAGCGUUCGAAGCAUGGAGAGCGGUCCACUGGUGGAGUGACGACAUCGCCAUGCUUCGCAGGGCUGCAAUUGCCGCGAGGAGAGCACACCAGCGCGCCGGCUGA